Messenger RNA from Sceloporus undulatus (fence lizard), 3265 nucleotides. It is a transcript of the gene CFAP69, whose product is annotated as cilia and flagella associated protein 69. Gene Ontology annotation, cellular component: non-motile cilium; sperm midpiece. Bases 218 to 3052 code for a protein of 944 amino acids. The transcript is spliced from 23 exons. Gene Ontology annotation, biological process: olfactory behavior; positive regulation of flagellated sperm motility; response to odorant. Lineage: Eukaryota; Metazoa; Chordata; Lepidosauria; Squamata; Phrynosomatidae. The record is from RefSeq and is a predicted model, not a curated record.
UAAAUAGGAGCGUGGCUUCCUUGUGGAAAGGGCCUAGGCCUGUGUCGUCUCCCUUGCUGCCAUUCCCUCAGGGCCUCUAGGGCAGGCUCUCCACUCCCGCUGCCAUGGCAACCGGGCCCUGCUUGUGUUGUUUGUUGUGUUGUGUGUGGGCUCAGUGGAAGCAGGGCUAGGCGCUGCCAUUCCCGCCCGAGGAGGCUGGAGCCCUCGACCCAGAGCCAUGGCUUCUCCCUCCAGGCUCCAGGGGACCCCGGGCCUCCUGACUCCAUCCCUGGCCGAGAGAAGGAGGCCCCUCUCCUCGGCUUCUCCCGGGUUGGAGCACUCUUUGGAUAGCGGCUCCUUCGAGCAGGGCAAUCAUUUGAAAUCUGUGGACCUUAAUCAUGUUAUCACACUGCUUGAAGAAACAGAAUCAAGUAAUAUAGAACAACAACUCCAAGUUCUAGAGAAGGUUGCAAAACAUUAUCAGCAUGGGAUUCUUCUUAAUGAUGUAGCACAAAUUUCUAAAAUUUUAAACUUAUGUGCAGAAAGAAGUCAGGUGGACAAUGUUUUCAUUGAACCUACAUGUGAAAUUCUUAAAUUAUUUGGGUUACCAUUUUGCAAAAAGAAGUUAUCUGAUGAAGCAAACUAUGCCAAAGAAGUUCAAGAAUCCAUUUCACAAUUGGGUUGUCUGAUGAGAGUGCCUUGUUCUCAAGUAAGAAUACAGAUCUGCAAGUGUGUUAUUAGCUUUUACCAUGCGGAGAGAUCAAAGAAAGAAUUUGAAGUUUACCAACCUGUAAGCGCAAACUAUAAAAAACAUAUGGUGGAAUUAGGAGGCUUAGCGGAAACCUUGGUCUUGUCACUGACAUUAGUUGAAAAUCAACUUUCUGAAAAAUUAUGGAUAAUUAAAACCCUACAGCAUCUUUCCAUUUCUGAAGCAAACUGCAAACUUAUGAUGAAAGCUCAAGCACCAAGAAAGUUAUGUUCUCAGCUGAAUGAUGUUGAUCCCACUGGACAGCUGUUAUUCCGUUCCUCAGAAAUCCUCUGGAAUUUAUUGGAAAAAACAUCGAAGGAUGAAAUUCUUGAUCAGCUGAAUAACUUGGAAUGUGUACAUGCUCUGAAAGAAGCAUUUACACACUUACUUUUACAUGGUUCCCGCCAUUAUGAUCGUCAGCUAAGAAAUGACAUUUUGGUGAUAGCCACCCUCGUAGCUCAGAACCCAGGAACACCAAUGAUUGAAACUGGAUUUGCAAAGCAGUUAAUACUAUUUGCCACCUUUACUGAAGUUAAAAGUCACAAUCCUUUGGUAAAAGGCCUCAAGCUUACUUACUCUUAUGAAGAUUUUGAGCUGAAAAAGCUGCUGCUUAACAUGCUUACCGUACUAGCAAAAGAUUUAUGUACUGUGCAGCUGCUUCAUGAGGGUAAGGUUAUUUUGGCUUUGUUUAAUUAUCUGAAACCAAAUGAAAAGUCUGGAACAGUUGCCAUGUCUGCAGCACAGUAUGAAGAGUUACAGCUUCUUGCCAUUGCUACUUUAGCCACAAUGGCUCCCUUACUAGUAGAAGACUACAUUAUGAACCAAGGAAAUACACGCCUUCUCAUGUUUCUAGAAUGGUGUUCAAGUAAUGACCCAUUCUUUGCUCAAGGUAACAGUUUCCAUGGUACAGGUGGUCGUGGCACCAAACUUUCCCAGAUGCGCUACAGCCUGAGGGUGCUGUAUUCUGUUGUGUCUCUUUGUGAUGAUGCAGUGAAUCUUGAUCUUUGUGAUCAUGGAGCAAUUCAUCAGCUGUUAGGUAUCUUAAAGACUGCCACAUCUAAGUAUAAAGAAGGUGCUAUUGUGAUGGAAAUUCAGACUGAUAUUUUACUCAUCCUAUCAACUCUUUGUGAAAAUGAUGUUCAUAGAAAGGAACUCUUUGGAUGGGAAGGAGUGGAUACACUUAUUCCAUUUUUGAAGAUGGAUGCCAAGAAAUUCUAUAGUGGAUUGGGUCAUAAUCGUCUCCUUUUUAGUGCUCUGGACUGCUUAUGGUGCUGUAUUAUGGGGUGUCUCAUUUUAGAGGACUAUUUUCUUGAAAAAGAAGGAAUCUUCACUCUCCUUGAUUUGUUGAUGUUAAAUCAAAAGAAUGUAUGCAAUCAGAUUCUUGGAAUAUUAGUUGAAUUCUGUGACAAUUCUAAAACUGUUUGUCAUAUCAAUACUUGGCGAGGGAAAAAAGGCCAAACAGCAGCAAAUCUGUUAAUACAUUUGUGGAGACAAGAGGAGGAGGAUAUGGGAGUCAGACAUGAUAAAGUUGGAAGAAUUGCUGAUACAAAGAAGCCAUUACUUGGCCAGUUCCAGAAGACACAAGAAGUGAUUCCAAUGCCUGCCAGUUGUCCCACUAUUGCUGUCAUGGAUGUUGCAGAAAACAUGAGAGCUAAGAUUUAUUGUAUAAUUUGUAAACUAGGCUUUGAAAAUUUGCCUGGCCUCUCUGCAAAGGAUUUUGUUACACUUGCUAUUAUACGUAGAUAUCUCGACUUCAAGGUUGGUGAAGUCUGGAGUGAAAUGUGUGCAGAACUUGAAAAAGAAAAUUUCAGACUAGUCACUCCUGACCAGGAAGUUUUGCAGGUUAUUACUGAUGCAUUUGAAAAUGUUGGAAGGAUGGUUGUUUCCCUCCAGACUGAAAUGUUAGAAAGCCAGAAAUACCAGGAACUUCAGGAGGAAGAAAAAUGUUAUGCUAAGAUUAAUUCACUUCAUAAGCAAAGGGAAAUGGUCAGUAAGUCUUGGGAAAAUUUCUUAUCUCGGACAUCAAAUUAUGAGGCUUUAAAGAGAGCAAAAAGGCUUCAGGAAAAAUCUAUAGAAAUGUCUAGAUCAAAGGUGAAACAAUAUAAUGCAACAUUCCAUCCAACUGACAUUAAAGGCCUAAAUACAACUAUUACAUCUGGUCGCCUAGUAACAGUGGAAAGUACACCUUCUGAAUUGACUGGAGGCCCACUAGCUGAUACAGAUCUUGCACUUAAAAAGCUCCCUAUUCGCGGAGGGGCUUUAAGAAGGAUCAAAGAGGUUAAAGUAAUAGAUUCAUUCAAAAAAGGUUCAGUACCUGUAAAAUAAAUGUUGCCUAAUACUGCUCUAGACAGUUCUCCCAAUUAAUUUUUAUACAUAUUUUAAGCACCUAUUUGUAUAACACUGAAAAAUAUAGUUAUUUUUAGAUAGCUUUUUGGCUCUAGAAAUAAUGCAAACAUCAUGAUGUUAUUGAAUAAAUUCAGUGCAUUACAAAAAUCAUUGAGGUCUAAUCAUUGCCAAAUUGACUCAAUUUGCAUUCUA